Messenger RNA from Gaeumannomyces tritici R3-111a-1, 4834 nucleotides. Its product is annotated as pre-mRNA-splicing factor ATP-dependent RNA helicase prp22. NCBI's taxonomy places the organism in Eukaryota, Fungi, Ascomycota, Sordariomycetes, Magnaporthales, Magnaporthaceae. The coding region runs from base 309 to 3725 and encodes 1138 amino acids. The transcript is spliced from 3 exons. The record is from RefSeq and is a predicted model, not a curated record. Gene Ontology annotation, molecular function: RNA binding; protein binding; ATP binding. Gene Ontology annotation, cellular component: intracellular anatomical structure.
UGUGAUUGCCGCAAUCAGCCUGGAAACGAGUGCUAUUCUGGGGGAAGGCUGACUGUCACUCGGCGACAGAGCCCCUGCAAAGUAACGGGUAUCUGAACUCGGCUCAAACAGAAGGGAAAGCGACAAACAAAAAGGAAAGAAAAUUAAAGGGAAAAAAACAAAAGAAGCAAAGAGAGGCUCAAGGGGGAAAGGCGUGGUCGGGAGUUUUCUUGCUUUUUCCUCGAGGCCAAAAAGAAAAAACUCGCGGUCAGCGGCCCGGCCAGUGGCAUCGUCCCGUGCAUCUCCCCCCAAAUCCCGCACUGACCGCCAUGGUGAAAAAGGGCAAAGAGAAGGGCGGCGGCGGCUCAAGCAAGACCCCGGCUCCGGCUCUAGCGGCUGCCUCUACGUCCUCCAGCAAGGCCACCAAGGCCAAGAAACCCCCCGCCGAGGACGAUUUCAUCGUCUUCACCACCUCCACCAAGGAUGGCGACGGGAAGGGCAGGAGAGGCGGAGGCGGAGGCGGAGGAGGAUCGAGCUCAGGGGCGGGCGCCAGCGCUGCCGCUGGCGAGGCGGUUGAUGGCCCGCCCAAGCCUACGGCGAAACAGAUCAUCGGCGGCUCCUCAUGGACCGGCAAGCUGCCCGUCAACCUGCUCUCGGAGCACUGCCAGAAGAUGAAGUGGGAGAGGCCCGACUAUGACACUCGCAAAACAAAAGAGGGCUUCUCCGUCUUCGUCCGCCUUGCCGCCAAGAACCCAAAGACGGGCGAGAUGGCCAAGCUAGAGCCCUUCAAGCUGCCGCCUAGCCACGUGCAUCUGGCCUACAGGCCCACGGCCCUCGAGGCCAAGCACUUCGCCGCCACCUAUGGCCUCUUCCGCGUCUGCAGCAUGAAGAACAUGCACAUGAUGCUGCCUCCAGACUACCGCUCCCUCUGGCGCGACGAGUUCCAGGCCCUCAAGAAGGAGGACGUCAAGGAGGGCAAGGCCUGGAUGUACGAGGCCGACCCCUUUGCCGCCCUGCGCGAGCGCGAGGAGGCCAAGGCCGCAAAGGAGAAGCUGCGCGCCCAGCAGCAGGCCGUCAGGGAGAAGGCCGCCAGCCUGCCGGGCGCCGCGGGGCUCGUGCUGAGGAGCAACGCCGCAAACUCUGCAAGCGGCAGCAGGUCAGGGUCUCCAAGUGGCCGGGGUAGGGGAGGCGGCGGAGGAGGAGGAGGAGGAGGAGGGAGAGGCGGGUUCGACCCGAUGAGGGGCUGGACGACAGCGCCCAAGGUCGAGAUGGGCAACAAGACGCGCACGCUGAUUGAGGGCCUGCUGCGGCGCCUGUCGGUGUGGAACCCCAACGGCAUAGCCAUGAGCCCUGAACAAAAGGUGGCCGUCGUCACGUCGCUCAAGGAGCUGGGCUUCCGCGAGAGCCACGUCGAGGAGGCAGUCGAGGAGUGUAAAGAUCGCGAGGAGACUCUGGAGUGGCUGCUUAUCCACGUGCCCGAGGACGACCUACCGCGCUGGGCCCUACCCGAGAGCUACACUGCCGGCGUCACCGUGGGUGCCACGGACCUCAAGAGGGAGGGCGCCAUCAAGAGGCUGGCCCAAUCUGGCUACUCGGCCGAGCUUUGCAAAAAGGUCUUUGAUGAGUCUGGAGGCGAUGAGGGUCGGGCCGCCGAGGCUCUCCAAAAAGUCCUUCUAUCCAGCGGGGGUGCCACUCAAGGCGAUGCUGCUGCCUCCGCCGAUGACGCAGCCGAGUCCUGGCGCGAACCUGACGAGGUUUGGACCGAGGAGAUGGAAAGUCUCGAGUCUGUGUUUGGCGAGCUGUUCAGCCGCCCAAGCGCUGACGUGUGCCAAAUCAAACUUGAAGACGUCAAAGUCGGGCCCGUUAAGGACGCGGAGAUCUUCAUGCAGUUCCGCAAGUCGCCGCACUACCCAGAGCAGCUGAUUCUCUCGCUGGUUGCGCCCCUGCCGGCCUACAUCAAGCUCAGCAUCAUCAAGCGCGCGCUUUCCUACAUGGACGAGUCACUCAGGGGCGAGGAAACCAAGAUCUACUUUGUUGUCUCGUGGGUGCAGGAAUGCAUCAACGACAUCAUCGACCGGCCGGGCCCGCUGCGCGACAUCGCCGCCGUGGCCUCGGCGGCGUCAGAGGAGAAGCCCUCGUCGGUCCGGAGGGCGGUCGGUCGCGGAAAGGGGCGGCGGCCAAAACCCAUCAGCUGGGUGCCCGACAACGCCAGCAAGGAAGAGUGGCUCCGGCGACAGGAGGCGCCGGCGUACCGCAAGAUGCUGGGCCAGAGGCAGAAGCUGCCGGCGUGGCAGGUGCGCGACGAGCUCGUGGCCACGGUCAUGGAGAACCAGGUCACCAUCAUCGCCGGAGAGACAGGCUCGGGCAAGUCGACGCAGUCGGUCCAGUUCAUUCUCGACGAUCUGUACUCGCGCGGCCUCGGCUACGCGGCCAACAUGGUCGUGACGCAGCCACGGCGAAUCUCGGCGCUGGGCCUGGCGGACCGCGUCAGCGAGGAGCGCUGCUGCCCCGGCGUGGGCCACGAGGUCGGCUACUCCAUUAGGGGCGAGACCAAGACGGGCCCACGCACGCGCAUCACCUUUGUGACGACGGGCGUCCUGCUCAGGCGGCUACAGGUGUCGGGCGGGCGCGUCGAGGACGUGGCGGCGUCGCUCGCCGACGUGAGCCACGUCGUUAUCGACGAGGUCCACGAGCGCAGCCUCGACACGGACCUGCUGCUCAGCAUCCUGCGCGACGUGCUGCGCCAGGGCCGGCGGCGCGACCUCAAGCUCAUCCUCAUGAGCGCCACGCUCGACUCGGCCACGUUCCGCAACUACUUUUCCGAGGACGGCCUCAGCGUCGGCAUGGUCGAGAUCGCCGGCCGGACCUUCCCCGUGACCGACUACUACCUCGACGACGUGAUCCGCAUGACCGAGUUCGGCACCGCAAACGUGCGCGCCGACGCCGACCCCGUGGCCAAGGCCAUCCAGAACCUGGGCUCGCGCAUCAACUACAACCUCCUGCUCGAGACGGCCAAGGCCAUCGACGAGGACCUGUCGAUCCAGAAGAAGAGCGGCGGCAUCCUCGUGUUCCUGACAGGCGUGGCCGAGAUCAACCGCGCCUGCGCCAUGCUCCGCGCCGUGAGCUGCCUGCACGUGCUGCCCCUGCACGCCUCGCUCGAGACGCGCGAGCAGCGCAAGGUCUUCGCGCCCCCGCCGCCCGGCAAGCGCAAGGUCGUCGUGGCCACCAACGUGGCCGAGACGUCCAUCACCAUCGACGACAUCGUCGUCGUGGUCGACACGGGCAAGGUCAAGGAGACAAGCUACGACGCCGUCACAAACAUGCGCCGCCUCGACGAGUCCUUCGCCUCCCUGGCCGCGUGCCGCCAGCGCCGCGGCCGCGCGGGGCGAGUGCAGGAGGGCGAGUGCUACAAGCUCUACACGCGCAAGCUCGAGGCCCAGAUGCCCGAGCGGCCCGAGCCCGAGAUGCGCCGCGUCCCGCUCGAGCAGCUCUGCCUCUCGGUGCGCGCCAUGGGCGUCGCCGACGUCCGCGGCUUCCUGGCCCGCGCCCCGACCCCGCCCGAGGCCGCCGCCGUCGACGGCGCCCUGGCCCUGCUCCGCCGCAUGCUGCCUCGACGGCGACGAGCUCACCGCGCUCGGCCGCCAGCUGGCCGCCAUCCCCGCCGACCUGCGCUGCGGCAAGCUCAUGGUCUACGGCGCCGUCUUUGGCUGCCUCGACGGCUGCGUCUCCAUCGCCGCCCUUCUUAGCGGCGGCCGGGGCGUCUUCGUCUCCCCGCCCGACAAGCGCGACGCCGCGCGCGAGGCACGGUCCCGCUUCGCCGCCGGCGACGGCGACCUCCUCACCGACCUGCGCGCCCUCCAGGCCUGGGACGACCUGUCGCGCGACCCGGCCGUGCCGCCCCGCCGCGUCCGCGCCUUCUGCGACGACAACUUCCUCUCGCACUAUACCCUGUCCGACGUCGCCUCGGCCCGCACCCAGUACUACCAGUCCCUCAUGGAGCUGGGGCUCGUGUCGCGCGCCGACGCCGCCGCCGAGCAGCGCCAAGGGUCCAGGUCCUCCCAGAACUUGCCGUUGUUGCGCGCCCUGACCGCAUCCGCCUUUGCGCCCCAGAUCGCCCGCAUCCAGUUCCCGGACAAGAAGUUCGCCACCUCCAUGUCGGGCACCGUCGAGCUCGACCCCGAGGCCAAGACCAUCCGCUACUACACCCAGGACCACGGCCGCGCCUUUGUCCACCCCAGCAGCACCCUAUUCGACAGCGAGGGCUUCUCGGGCAACGCCGCCUUCCUGUCCUACUUUUCCAUCAUCUCCACCUCCAAGGUGUUUAUCCGGGAUCUCACGCCCUUCAACGCGUACACGCUCCUCAUGUUCUCGGGUGCCAUCGAGCUGGAUACCCUUGGUCGUGGGCUGGUCGUCGACGGCUGGCUGCGCCUGCGGGGCUGGGCCCGUAUAGGGGUGUUGAUCUCACGUCUGCGCGGCAUGGUCGACGAUGUCAUUGCCCUCAAGGUCGACAACCCGUCCCUGGAGCUCGCAGACAACGACGUUGUGAAGGCCGUCAUCAAGCUGAUUGAGUUUGACGGUUUGGAUGCGUAAAAAAAAGAUCGACCAGGCACAUUGGUAUCUUGGGCAGGGGCUCCAUAGAAAAUUACAUACAGAGGCCUAGAUUCUGCACCACCUUGGAAUGGGUAACGCACUCCAUCUCGAAAGCGUAUGCUUUGUUCACUGUCAAACCAAAGCACAAACAGGCAUGCAGGGAUCACCAGGGUUAUGUUCAUACAUGGUCCAGAAUCGAUUGUUUUGUUUUGGCAACUGCGACGAGUCGUAAGCGGGCAAUACGAACUCGACACUGUCGCCGGCU